Penaeus indicus is the source of this 3347-nucleotide messenger RNA. Its product is annotated as mitochondrial 2-oxoglutarate/malate carrier protein-like. The record is from RefSeq and is a predicted model, not a curated record. Gene Ontology annotation, molecular function: transmembrane transporter activity. NCBI's taxonomy places the organism in Eukaryota, Metazoa, Arthropoda, Malacostraca, Decapoda, Penaeidae. The transcript is spliced from 6 exons. The coding region runs from base 90 to 1013 and encodes 307 amino acids.
GCUGUCCUGAAAAGUAUGGGGGAGGCCGAGGCGGAGAGGCAGAAGACGUCGUGUUCCCUACGCCGACGGAGCAGCCGACGAGACUCGCGAUGGCUCAAGACAAGAAAACCAUCCCCAAUGGCAUCAAAUUCCUCUUCGGCGGUCUUGCGGGGAUGGGCGCAACCUGCUUCGUGCAGCCCCUGGAUCUGGUCAAGAACAGAAUGCAGGUCGCGACAAGCAAAGAGCACAAGACCAGCUACCAUGUUAUACGACAUGUCAUAAAGAGUGAAGGCUUCACAGCGCUUUACUCUGGCCUCUCGGCUGGCCUUCUGCGCCAAGCCACCUACACUACCACACGCCUUGGCAUCUACACAUGGCUCUUUGAGAAAGCCUCAGGACCCAGUGGUGAACCCCCAAACUUCUUAGUCAAGGCAGUCUUAGGCAUGACAGCAGGUGUAGCUGGGGCCUUCGUUGGCACUCCUGCUGAGGUGUCCCUCAUUCGCAUGACCUCAGAUGGCAGACUACCCCUGGCUGAGAGGCGCAACUACAAGAAUGUGUUUGAUGCACUACUGAGAAUGGCGCGAGAGGAAGGCGUGUUCACCCUAUGGAGAGGAGCUAUUCCUACCAUGGGCAGGGCCAUGGUUGUGAAUGCAGCUCAGCUAGCAUCAUACUCACAGGCAAAGCAGGCUCUUUUGGGGACAGGUUACUUCCGAGAGAACAUCUUCCUCCACUUCUGUGCCUCCAUGAUCUCUGGUCUCGUCACAACGGCUGCCUCCAUGCCUGUCGACAUUGCCAAAACCAGAAUCCAGAACAUGAAAAUAAUUGAUGGCAAGCCAGAAUACAAGGGUGCUCUGGAUGUUCUCGGCAAGGUGAUUCGGAACGAGGGCUUCUUCUCACUCUGGAAAGGUUUCACACCAUACUAUAUGCGUUUAGGACCCCACACCGUCCUCACUUUCAUCUUCCUCGAGCAGAUGAAUCUCGUCUACAAGAAGCAUGUAUUAGGAGAUUCCUCAGCCAAGGGAGGAGGCCUUUAAGGGACCCCACUGGUGGUGUAGUUGCAGUGUAGUGGAUUGUAUUCAUGUAGAUUUGUUCUUUUGCUUUCUAUCAUUAACCUUUUUUUAUGAAUUUAUUUCUAGAGUAGAUAUCUGAAAUUUUGUGGAUGAAACAUGACAGUGAUUUAUUUUUAUUUAUUUUUAGUUAUAAUUGAGCUUUUUUAUUAUGAAAAUACUGCAUUCUACUCCAUUUAUGUGUGCAGAUAUUUAUAAGGGGCCAUAAUUCAAUGCCCUCCCCACUCCUGAAGUGGAGAAAAAAAAAAAUAAAUAAAAUGCCUUUUAAAGCUUGUAGGAAUGGAUGUAGGAAAAGUAGGAAAAUUCCUUGUUCAGAAAAAUUCAAGAUUUUCACCUAUUUCAGUAGAUAUCACAAACUUAACAUCACGUGUUGCAUAAGCACAGGAAGCAACACAACCUGGGCUGUGUCCUAUGUUGCCAGUAUCUAACGAGUAUUUUUACGAGUUUUGUUUGGAUGCUGUAUGGGCUUGACUAAGAGUCGAGAGUUGAGAGAGGGAACUCCUCUGACUUCCUUUCCAACACACAAAUGGCUAGAUCAGUUUGUCAAAUUUACAGAGGGUAAGAUAGGGAGCAGGUUAGAAUAGGAGGAUGCAUUUGAUGGGAAUGAGCUCUUUCAAAUUCUAUCAGCUGAGAAUCCUUUAUAAGUUCUGGGUUCUGACAUGGGAGAGGACUUGUGCUCGUUAUCCCCAACAAUUAAAGGUUAUAUGGAAUGAUGCAAUACAAAACAAUACUUAAUUCUAGGAGUAGAUGAAGUGCAAGUUAGAUAAUGUAGAUGUGAUGUGGUCUGAUGUAAUAUAAAAAAGUACUGAAUUGUGAAUAGUUAAUGUAAAUGUUUAAAUCUAGAGAAAAUUUAUAGAGAGUUUAUUGGCCAUUUCCUAGCCAUGAUGUAACAGGAAGAAAAAUGAGUGUUGGAACUUCAGUCAUUUGUAGUGAAUUUGAUAGUUUGUGGAAGAAUGGUGACAUACACAGAUAUUAAGUAUAUAUGAUUGUUAUCAAUACUUUUUUCUUUUCUUUAUUUUAGAGAGCUUGUAGAGGCAUGUGGUCAUUUAUUCAUGCCUGAAAAAGAAAAUGUUCACCCAAAAAUAUUGGGAAAGAAUAUUGGUUGGUGGUGGUUGAUCUGACUUGAAAUAGGAGUGUCCAGAGAUGGGAUUGAAUGAUGCUGUUAUGUGCAAAAGAGGUCUGGAGAUCCUCACAUAAAAAGAACCAUAGGACGUUCCCAUGAGGCCCAGGAUUCAAACUUUAUUAUGGCUGUCGUCAUUUCUCCUGAGAUGUACCUGGUGAUAAUCUUUAAAGGAUUCUCAUGGUACCCUUUUGUGACUUCAUCAGUUGUACCAUUGUUGUUAUUUUGUAUACUGUUAUCCGUUAAUCUAUUCAGCUGUUCGACUUGGUUUUAAAUCCAAGUCCAAGGGGAAUUUCUCUCUAAAACUCUCGGAGAAUAUUGUUUCAUAGCUAUGAUGUUGAUUUUUUUUUUUUUUUUUUUUUUUUUGUAAAUGAACUACUUGUCUUCCCUAUCAGUCUCUGAUAUUAAAGGAAGCUGCCACAUGUGAAGUAAUGAUAAAAUAGCAGUUAACCACAGGACAGUGGUUUCUGAAAGCACUGGGAUAUCCUGACCAUGGAAGCUGUGGCAUUAUAUUUUUGUAAUGGUGCAACGCUUACUGGGACAUUGACUUAAAAAAACCUCUUUUAGUGUGUAAAACGUACUGUGGAAGGACAUCAUCAUCAUGUGCCAUUCAUCAUGACAUCCACCGCACAGGAGGACCAAUGAGAGUGCUUACUUCUCGUCAUUUUUCUUAUCUUUGCCAAAGUACAUAUCAAAACAUUUUCGGGAGGGUACUAUGUGGCUGUUUUUGUACACUCCAUUUUCAUGUUAACUUUGAAAAAAAUAUAACCUCUACAUAUUACCUGAUCAGUUACAGUUUUGCAUCCAAACAGAAUUCAUGUAUGUUGGAAUUUAGCCGUGAUACCUCAUAGUUGCAUUUAUAUUCAUCAAGCACAAAGAAAAAAAAAGUUAUCUAGUGUUAUUAGUUUUUAAAAAGUGUAUGUGUGUGAUGGCAGCCACUGGUACUGCUUUGGUUGUUUGUUUCAUUAUCUCAAUCGGUUUGUUGACAGAUUAAACGUUUUUAUUGGUCCUUGUACAGAUGCACUCCAAAAUACUUAUUUUUCUCACAGUUAUUUUUACUUUUAUUUCAUAAUUGUACAGAAAUUUAAAAUAAUUUAAAGUCAGUGACUUGACUGUAAAUAAAGACAGCAAAAAAAAAGAAGUUAUAAAUGUUGAUAUUAACAAAAUAAAACUUGAGAAUA